Adineta steineri is the source of this 1341-nucleotide messenger RNA. NCBI's taxonomy places the organism in Eukaryota, Metazoa, Rotifera, Eurotatoria, Adinetida, Adinetidae. The record is from the annotation of a GenBank genome assembly.
AUGGUUAUUACACAAGGUCAAUAUACAGCUGAAGAAUUCAUUCAAAAGAAAAUUGAAUUACUUAAAGAUGAAGUAGAACCAUUUUUUGCUGUUGAUCUUGAAGAUGUAUGCAAUAAACAUAUUCGAUGGAUUACUUCAAUGCCUCGUGUAAAACCACAUUAUGCUGUUAAAUGUAAUGAUGAUGUAAACGUUAUCAAAUUACUUUCCUAUCUUGGAGCUGGUUUUGAUUGUGCAAGCAAAGGUGAAAUGAAAAAAGUUAUGGAUUUAGGUGUAUCUGCUGAUCGUAUCAUCUAUGCUAAUCCAUGUAAACAAUCAUCAUAUAUUCGUUACGCAGAAGAAUGUGGUGUUGAAACUAUGACAUUUGAUAAUGAGCAAGAAUUAUUAAAAAUUAAACAAAUAUAUCCAAGUGCAAAACUUGUCUUACGUCUUGUUACUGAUGAUUCAAACGCUGUUUGCCGUUUUUCAAUGAAAUUUGGUGCUGAUAUGAAAACAGCAUGUCGUUUAAUUGAAAAGGCUAAAGAUAUUGAUAUGGAAAUUGUUGGCGUUAGUUUUCAUUGUGGCAGUGGUCAAAUGACUAGCAAAGCAUUUGUUGAUGCUAUUCAAAAUGCUCGAACAAUUAUGAAUUAUGGAAAUAAAUUAGGUUUUACUAUGAAUCUUUUGGAUAUUGGUGGUGGUUAUCCAGGAAAUACAGGAACAGAAGAUUAUUUUGCUGAAAUUGCUGCUGCUGUUAAUCAAGCAAUUGAUAAUCAUUUUCCUGAUGAUGGUAGUGUUCGAAUUAUUGCUGAACCAGGUCGUUAUUAUGUUGCAUCUGCUUAUUCAUUAGCUACAAAUGUUAUUGCAUCAAGAGAUAUGAUCGAUAAUGAAACAGGUGAUGAGAAAUAUAUGUAUUACAUCAAUGAUGGUGUUUAUGGUUCAUUUAAUUGUGUUCUCUAUGAUCAUUAUGUUCCGGAACCAUGUUUACUUGCUAAAAAUGAAUCCAAUGAAAAAUUUACAUCAUCAAUUUGGGGACCAACAUGUGAUGGUCUUGAUUGCAUUCAAACAUCAAUUAAAAUGCCUAAAUUAGUGAUUGGAGAUUGGAUUUUAUGGAAAAAUAUGGGUGCAUAUACCAUUUCAGCUGCCGUUCAAUUUAAUGGAUUACCAUAUGGUAAACCAAUUUAUUUUAUGUCUAAACAAUUCUGGGAUACAAUUAAAGAAGCUUAUCAACCACCAAGAAGAAAAUCUCAAUAUGACGCACAAUUAAUGCGUCUUAAUUCCACUGAUUGUUCAAAUGAAAUUGAAGAUGAUAUGUUACCAUGGAUACUUGAAGAUCCAAUUGAAGAAACACCUGUUGUUACAAUAUAA